Eleginops maclovinus (Patagonian blennie) is the source of this 6561-nucleotide messenger RNA. RefSeq names its product proline-, glutamic acid- and leucine-rich protein 1-like. The coding region runs from base 304 to 1881 and encodes 525 amino acids. The transcript is spliced from 6 exons. NCBI's taxonomy places the organism in Eukaryota, Metazoa, Chordata, Actinopteri, Perciformes, Eleginopidae. The record is from RefSeq and is a predicted model, not a curated record.
CUCCCUGCGAAAACAAAGAGUAAAACACCUUUAUUUCACUACUGCAAACAACAGUCGACGACACACACGUCUGCCCUGUGAUACUCCGCGGUCCCACCCAUAAAACAUACCAGGAAUCUGACCCUGGUGCUCCGGUGUGUGCAGCUGAGUCUGGGAGGGGCAUCCGUCCGCACGUCCGGGCAAUGGCGGAUGGGGAAGCCACCUUGUCUGUGGAGUGGGACAGCCGUAAUGGGGGCUUAGCAGAAUAACAUCCCACUUCUGCGUGUGUAUUUUCUCUGUUUAGCUUGGUAUUCAUCUCUCGCCAUGGAUCCAGAGAAAACGCUGACAUUCUGCCUCGGGCUGAAGGCUGAGGAGAUGACCAUGUCCCUGCAGGGGCUGGAUGGGACUGAAGCUGCUACGGUGCCUGUUUCUCAGAAGGAGCCUGACAUGCGCACAGUGAAUAAGGUGGUAAAACAUCACGGAGGCUCAGGUAGCCAGGCUGGUGUCAGUCCCAAGUACUGUCCAGGGGUCAACAACAACCCAGGCUACCUGUGUGAAACAGGGCACUGCUGCGGAGAGACGGGCUGCUGCACUUACUAUUAUGAACUCUGGUGGUUCUGGCUGCUGUGGACGAUGCUGAUCCUCUUCAGCUGUUUCUGUGCUUACCGCCACCGCCGCGCGAAGCUGAGGAUCCAACAGCAGCAGAGACAGAGGGAGAUCAAUCUGAUCGCCUACAACGGAGCCAGCAACUACCCUUCGUCUAUGCUGGACCUCAGUUUUCUGGCAUCCUUCAAGUUGCCCUCCUACGAGGAGGUGGCUGCUCAGCCCUGCACACCUCCUCCGCCUUACAGCUCCGUCUUCGCCCUGCAAGGAGGUACCAUGGGGGGUCCUAGCUCCUCUUAUCCUCAUUAUCACCACCACCGUCACCCCUGCCCUCCCUAUCUGGGCCCCGGUCCCGGUACCGGUACCGGUGGCCUGACUUCCUCCCAGAGCUCUGACAACUACACCAGCUGCUCCUGCGAGUCGUGCUCCCUCACCUCCCCCUCCAGCACCUCCUUCUCUCUCCAGGUGACAGACGAGACAUACAACAGCAGCCACUUCUCCACACCCAGUGAAGCAGGGUGCGACUGUGCCGUCAUGCCGAGGCUGGGUGCCAACUUCACUCCGACUUCUUCCCCGACACCUCCUUCACAAGCUCCACCUGAUGUUAUACCUGCCGCCGCUCCAGAUGUCAUACCCGUGCAAAGACGGUCCCCUAACGGCAGUGAAGGGGUCCUUCCUCCAGCUCUCUCUCUUCCUUUACACUCUCGUCCUUCACACCCUUCUCGCCUCCCACUUUCUCCCCUCAUCCUGUUAUCUUCCCUCCCUCCCGGUCAAGUCCAUCCUCUCGUCUUCUCAGACCCACUUGGAGCCAUUCAGAGAAGCAAAGAAGAAGAGGUCCUGCCUCGUGGUCCAAUUCUCAGGCCCACUCUGUCCCCCCCUAAACCGUGUCUCUUCGCUUCAAAUGUUGCUGUCUUAACACAUUACAACAACAACAACAAAGAGGAGCAAAAACGAGAGGAGGAGGAAGAGGAAGAAGAAGAGGACGAGGAAGAUCAUUUCCGGCAUCGAAGGCUAACGGGUGACUCGGGCAUCGAGGUAUGUCGUUGUCACGUGAAGAGAGAAGAGCAAGAGGAGGAGGAACUGCAGAAAGGGCUUUUUGGGAAAGGUGGAAAAGAGGCUUUGCAGGAAGAGGAGAGGGCAGACGUGCUGCAUGACAGCAUGGACUGCUCCCUGAGAGCGAAGGCUGCAGCUCACUCACCACUAUCUGACGACUGCGCUGAACAGUGUGGCCACGUCUCUUCAUCCUCGAGAAUCAUCAAGAAGAAGGGCGAGGCCAUCAUCACUGUGCAGUCCUCGUAAGCUGACAGUCUCGGAGAUGUGGUCCAAAAGAGGAAAGAGUGAGAUGAUAAUGCUUGAUAGCAUCUUCAUGGAUCAAGACUAGUAGGUGAAAAGUCACUGAAGAAAAGUCUUGCAGGUUUAACUUAAAUGGUUGGAGACAGGAUGAGAAAUGAAACCUCUUUAAAUGAGAAACUCCAAGGGAAGCCGACACCUGAAAACCCUUUUUUAAGUUUAUUUAUUCUCUGAAGUGAUGAAAAAUCUUAAAUAAUCACUAUUUUCCCAUCUCCAUUUUUCUAGUGGCUCAGUGUGAUAUCCCUAUGUCCCUUUACUGUUUGCAUUUCAUCUUUUAUUCUCUGCAUGAUGCAACACUGAUAAAAAAAUAUUUUAGUUCCUUAGAAAACAACAUGGCUAAUAGUCAGUGGUUCCCAGCCUGGUGGUCAGAAACCCCCCAAGACGUGUCCCCAAGUGUCUUGCGAUUAACAGUGUAAGAAAGUAGGAACUCAUUAUCAUACAUAAACUACAUGAUGACGCUCCUCUAAUCUUUUUUAUGUGAAACUAUUAAUAGUUUUAUGGCGAUUUAAAGUUGUUCAAAUAAAACAAUCGAGAGGCGAAAAUCAAUCUUUAAAGGGCCUGUUUUGAAAGUCUUGGCGUAUGCAAUGUGUGAGGGGGCCACACAUUAAUAUUGCUUUAUUUUAAGGGUUUACACAAAACUAUGGAUGGGAACCCCUGCCUGAAAACCGUAUAACUCAAAUCAUCCAGACAGCAAUGAGGAAGAUCAACUUACAUUGUUUUAAAUUGAACAAAUGAUAUUGUAGGAGUUUAUGAAGUUAAAUCACUCACCAAUUUAUUUUCAAGACCAGCUCUAACUAAUUGUGUCUCUUGAUCCUGUUGUAUAAUCUUAAUUCACUGGAUCCUAUCUUUGAAGGAGGUUCACAACUAUUGAACAAAGUUUGAGGUUUUGGUGAAAUAUAGUGACCUUUUUAGUUGUAAGGUGAUUUUGUUUGCUUUCACCAGCCUACUUCCCUCUAUUUUAGAGGAAAUAAGAAGGGAACCAUUAUGACUGAAUUGUGAAGGGUGUGUUUUAAUACAUUGUGUCUUAUGUUGCUCCCAAUAGGAAAGGGGUGCCAACUUUAAUUAUAACGUGUGGGUGGCAAAGCUUUACAAUGGUAUUGUAUUGUUGUUUCAGACUGUUACAUGAUUAGACUGUAUAAUGAACUGACUGUUUGACUUUGGAAUUAAUGUUGUUAAACAUGUUUUCCUGGAUGGUCGUUGCCAUUUUUUUUUUUGCUAGGCAACGUAAAUUUGAUCCCUCCAUAGGCGGACUGUUGGGCUUUUAUGAGGCAAAAACUUUAAGCCUAGUCUCCUCACUGUUACUGAAUGUAAAAGGUUAUGCAUCGCAACAAAAACAAACAUUUAAAUUGUUUACGGAUCAUUUUUAUAGCAUGCAGCUUGACUGAAAACCCUCUGGUAAAGUGUCCUAAACUGCAGUAAGGAAAUACAAUAUGCCAGGUGUGGGGUUUUAAAUAAUUUGCCGAUUGUAAUGUCGGUCGAGGCAAGAAAUGAUUAUGGGAUAUCAAAGGUGUAAAUGUACGAGGUUAAGGGUUUAAAGUGAGAGUAAUGCCUCUUUUAUUGUUGCUGUGGCUAAAACUUGGUCACUCCUGAGAAAUGGGCUGCUUUUCUCUUAAUGUAUCCUGGCUGAUCCUUUUUUUGUAUGUAAGAUCAUUUGUCAGUUGCACAUUGUGUGUCAGUAGAGAAUAGCCUUAGUGUGAGGUUGAAACUUGUGAUAGAUGCUCUUGCCUGCUAGGAUUGUGUGAAACCAGAUGAUCUUAGCAGUGGGAAUAGCACAAAUGUACUCUUGUAAUUAAUUCUCAGUGCAAAGUGUACUAAAGCAUAGAACAACAUUUAGAAAAGCGAGAACGUCUCCAUCACAUUUUUGUAAAUGUUUGUCUCGCUUUAGUCAUUAUGAGACAAAUGUGUAGUUCAAUGACUAGACUUCACUUCAUUGUGUCCUUGGCUCAGUGCAAAGCCACCUUAAAUGUCUAAAGUCGAAGGCAAAGCUUUCAACUCAUUUAUGGUUCUACAGAGUGAAAACAUUGCCUAGGUUCAGCUCAAUAUGACCUUUAUUUGUCACAGACUAAUCUUGUUUGUAUAUUGAGUCUAAGCAUGUUUUGGUUUGUUAUGAAGGUCAUUUUAACAUCCUCUGAUCAUCUCUGUUGAAAGCUCUUCUGCGAUGACUCAGAGGUGUGUCUCAGAGGUGAAGGAUGGUCUGACGGAGACUGUUCCCCCCUCUGAACAUUUCAAUAUGAAAUCCUUCUGGUGGCUAUGGUACAUUUUUUGGCUAUAGACUGGACAGUUUUUAUUUUGUGAUAAGCUCUAAUGUGCGUUUAUCAAAGUAUAUGGUGCCUAGAUGAAAAUAGACUUUCUGUAAGGCAUUUUUAUAGUUUCCUGCUGCUAUGCGAGUGUAUAUGUGUUUUAUGUAAAUUGUAAAGUCGUACAUCAAAUGGGCAAACAUUUUCUAGCAGUGCUUAGCGGUCUCUUUAUAAAAUACACAGUACAAAGUACAUGUGAGACUUGCAAAAAUAGUAUUUAGCAAUAGUAUUCACACUUUAUUCCUUACUCUAGUUAAUGCUGGUUGAUAGGAAAUUAACUGUUGUGAAAAAGACAUUUACCUCUUUAUUACUGAUCCGUGAGCUGUUCUGGGCAGAGGCCUUUGAUUGUACAUGACUCUGCAUUUUAAUGCCUUGGCUUAAGGUUCCUCCCAAGUGCAAACAGAGAUUAUCUGGUUUUUCCUAGGCCCAGUUGUGCCUGUCGUGUAUACUCAUUAUGUUGGGGUCACAGAGCUAAGCAUCUGUGUUUCUUAAAAAUAUAUUUGAUGACGUUAUUUCAAGAAUCCCCUAAAAUUAGAUAAAGGUUUGAAGACAUUUCUCAAAUGCAAGUCUUGUUUUCCUAAUCCACACAAAGACGGCAGCUGUACAAUAAUGUAUGCCCUUGCUUCAUGUGCAACGUGGACCAAAAUUCACUUGUUUUUUUUAGCUGUUAAAUUUUCUAUAUUGAUGUUACUUUCUAUUUUUCAUAUAUAGUAUAUAAUUUAUUUGGUCUUUGGCCCAUAUGCAACAUGGCCAAAGAGGUAAAGUCAGUAUAAAGGCACAAAGAAAGUCAAUAUACAUAAAUAUUUACAACCAUUUGUGAGCAUUGGGAUUUAGGGGAAGUGGAAAGUGUGUCUUAAUUCCCGUCGAUGGCGAUUUGUGUGUGUCAAUUUUACAUUGCUCAACCAAACGAUGAAAUAUUAUGUUAUGAAAAUUCUAAAUAAUUAGAAUGGCUUGUCAAAUAUGACGUGGUUUAAAUCAGCUAGGUCGGGUUUUAAACAGUACAAGCUUGUCUGUGCUUAAAAAGUAGAAAGGAAGGACUUUAACGUUGUCAAAAUUACUUUUCUUUUUUAAAUUGUAUAUGCAGAACUCUGGAUCUGGUUUUAGACAUAAAAAAAGAAAACACCUUAUUUAUAUAUUCUUAUUGUGUCAUACUCAUAAAUUGGAAAUAGAGUUGAAAUUCAGGAAAAGAUAAAAGAAAAGUACCUUUUUAUUUUACAACAGAUUGAUAAAGGCAUCCUUGUUUGAUUUGAUCAGUGUUGUCAUGUUGUUAAAUGAAUUUUAGGUAUUUCUUGUUCAAACGGAUGUUUAGCUCUGUAUCUCGAAUGUAAUUGUAAGAAACAAGAGGCACAACCAGAGGCUACUUGGAUCCCAGCUCUGAUUUGACGUUGAAGCCAAACUGUCCUGAUUUCAGUGUAUAUAGAACUAUUUUGAUUUACUUUCCUUGUCAGAAGCUAGUAUGUACAAACAAAAUGCCCAAACUCUACCCUCAUUGCCACUGAAGGCCAAGGCCUGAUAUAAGACUGUUACCUCGCUGAGUUUUGACUGCAAAGGACUGUUUACUUCAACUUAUCAAGAUAGUAUUUACUCUAUAUUUGUACUGACUUUAUUUUGUGAUGCCGAGAAUUGAAAAAUUGAAAUUGAAGAGCUCAUGUUGGUACGGCUGAAAUGCUGUUUUGCCUGGAAAAAACAAAAAUAUAAGUCUCUGUUAAUUCAGGAUUACUCAAGACUGUUUGCCCCCGGGAAAGUGUUCUCCUCUUUUACUCCUGCAGCUACAAGACAGCAGGAUUUUUAGAAGUAUCUCUAUGUGAUUGUAUGUGGAUUAGUUCAGAUAAAUAUUGCUACAACAUGUGGUGUUCUUUGAGGGUAUCCUUGUGCAAUUCUACCUGCGGCUCUACAGUGUGUUGUACGCAUGUGUGAGAGAGUUAUCGUUGGCCGUGUUGCUGUGCUGUUUAAAUCAUCGUUGCUUAUUAUGAGGCCAAUUUGAUUGUUGUUGGUAUUUGUUAACAUGAUAUUUGUCAAUAUAAAUAUCCAAACAUGUUUGUGUCAUCAUGAAUAUCAAGUUGAUUUUGUAUAUUGGUGUAUAGCAUAGAUAUUUCUGAUGCUUACUCUGAUGUAAAAUCCAAACUAGCAGAUUCUGUCAUAUCUUUAGAUAUUUGUUUGGUUGCACAUUGUCCUGGUGCUGUUUUUCCCCAGAAGGCGCAGUAUUUCAUUUUCUUCAAUUCGAGGUUUUUAAAUUGAUGCUCUACCUUGUUGAAUACAGACAUCUGCGCUAAUUUAUUCAGCAAAACUGUGGAUUUUGUGUCAAAAAUAAAUGCUUCAAAAUGCUAACAAA